CGUUACAUAACAUUAGAGACUCAAUGAAUGAAUUAAUUGAAUGUUGAAUGCAUUGAAUUGAAUGUUAAGUUAAUAAAUGAAUGUUUUAUAGUAUGUAAUGAUAUGACUGUUGUUUGACUAACAAAAUGAAAACUAUUAACUAAUUGUGAUAUCAAUUGACAAACGACUACAUGAUUGCCAUCAAAACGUUUGUAUUACUUCUUGAGAUGUCGACAGUCAUGUCCAACGAGUGAUCACUUGAUUGUCAAACAUAUUAACACUUAAUAUCUAAUCAAUUGGUUUGUCAUAUGAAUUGAUUGACUGUAAGGAUGGCGUCUGCAGAGUGUUUGCGAUCACUGGAAGUACUUCUCAAUGAGUUCUUUCACGAGUCGACCACUAAUGAUAGGAAACGACAGAUUGAAGUGAUAUUAAAUGAGUUCUCCAAACAAGACAAUUGUUGGCAACAAUGUCUUCAAUAUCUGUCGCAAACAGAUAAUGAAUACACUCUUAUGUAUUGUUUGUCUGUUUUGGAGAAUCUGAUUGUUAUUAAAUGGCAUUCAUUUGGUGCGGAAAAGAGUGGUCGUCGGCACUCAAUCUGGAACUACUUGUUGUCCUCCAAUCAUUCGACGCCGCAAUACGUUCGGAAUAAAGCGGCCAAACUGUUGGUCACUAUUGCACGUAUUGAUUGGCCCAACAGUUAUCCCGAUUAUAUGCAAAAUGUCUUGGAUUUGAUGCAAUCCAAACAAAACACUUCUUUAGCUCUAUUAUUGUUGAAUAUAACGAUUGAAGAGUUUAGUCAGACUCGCGAUGACGUUAGUGCCCAAAGAAAGUGUGAACUAAACAAACUAUUGGUUUCAGAAAUACCACAUAUUUUACACUCUUUGACUAAUUUGAUGGAACAGAUUAUUGACAAACACUGCAACUUCUUGACGGCCACACCUCCGCCUUCUCCAUCGCAAAGCCCUAACUCAGAGUCCAAUCCAACAAUUAGUAAAGAUGUUUUAUGCAAUGCAUUUGAGUUGAGUCUUCGCAGAGGACUCUUGCAAACAAUUCCAGACAUGGAUUCAGAAUCGAUUCAAAUAUCAUCACAAGUGCUGAUUUGUUUGUCUCAAUUGUUUGCAUUCAUGCCAUUAAAUCUUUGUUAUCAAAUAAGUCAUUCAACACUCGCAGCCGUAUUUGUUUUCGCGACUUUUGGCUGUAAUAAUUCAGUUGUGAUAAGUUGUCAUAAACUAAGUUCAACUCAAUUAGCAAUUUUAGCCAUGAAUUGUAUCAAUGAAUUGAUGGCAAAGUGUUCAACAAAUACAGAGACAAAUGAAUUUAUAUUUAAUAUGUUUCAAAAUACAUUCCACUUAUUGAGGAAAUUAACUAAAAUUAAUGACAUUAAUAAUCAUUCAAAUGGAUCUCCAUUUGAUAAUUUAGAUGAAGAAUAUAUCUAUAAGUUUACAGAAUUUAUGCGUCUCUUCAUUAGUGGACAUUUGCCACGAUUUGAGAAGAUGUCGACAUUUCCUAUAAUGGAGUUUUUGGGUCUACUUUUUGAAUAUACUUUCAAACAAACCAAUUGCGAGACAUUUGUGUUGGCUAUAGAGCUCUGGAAUAUAUUCAUUGAUUUUCUCAACGUUAAAGUAAAACAACAAAACGAUUCAAAACAAGUGAAUCAAAUAGUGAGUCAUUAUAAGGAACCUAUAGUUUCCCUAUUAAUGCAUUUAAAUCGUAAAAUACAGUUUAAGUACAAUCAACGAGAUUUAGUUAAAUUAGAUAAUAAAUGCUUAGAUGACGAUUCAUUAACUGAAUGGCAACGAUAUUUACAUACAUGUAUUGAAUUGAUGGCAAACAUAGCGGAUAUGUAUCCGUUAGAAACCUAUGAAAUUGUUAGUCAAUUACAUAACGAAAACUUACAGUCGUUUUUUGGUUUAGAGCACUGUUUGCAAACCAAUGCCAACAAUGAAACAAUUGGAUUGAAGUUAUCGGAAGCGGAUAUCUGUCGAUUGCAGUGUACGUUACGAGACUUAUCGACAUCACUCAAACUGGUUGGUCGACUCGCUGAUCACUUCACGUCCGAUAACUUUAACCGAUGGUUUGUUUCGACCAAAUCAUUAAUAGAGAAACUAAUUCAAGCCUUAAUAUUGUUCAACAAAAACAAAUUUCAUAAACAAAAACACUUAUCUAUUGAAUUCAUUGAUGUCUGCGCUCAAUUCAUGGCAACCAUAAAAGCCUACAGACAUUGGUUGCAGAAGUUCUGUAACGACGAACAGUCAAAUAAUGAUAGAUUGGGAAUCAUAUCAGCAAUUGUUGAGAAUUGCAUUCAAAUAAUAUGUGAUAAUAGAGGCAAUGAUAGCCAGAUGUGUCACAGCGCUGGACAUCUCUUUUAUUCGGUGGCAACGACUGUGAGACCAGUAUUUCUUCUAAGUCUUGAAUGCGUGCAAAUGCUGUUCACAAGAGUUUGUUCUCAUGUCAAGUGUCACAACCCAUGCAAUGACUUCGAGACAAACGGCAUUCCAGGCAUUACUAUAGAGGACGAGAAGUUGUUAUGCCGUUCCAUAUCUAACAUGCUUUUGCUUCCGUGGCUUAAUAUGAACAACGAUUCCUCACAGAACUGGGAGUCGAGAACUUUAUAUCACGACAUGUUUAUUGAGGCCAUUGUCGAACCGUUUAGUAUAGCAUUCAAAUGCCUCCAAAUGCCAACUAAUGGAUCACUUCUUCACCAAUUAAAUGAAACACAAUUAUGCCAUUCAUUGACUCUCUUAUGUGAUAUUAUGGACAACCAUAAAGAGUCUCCGACUCGAACAAAACAAUUACUAUUUAAAAGUAUUCAAAGUUCUUUAGAGUCAUUCAUUAAUUUAUUUCCCGCUUUAAUUGGAAAUCCAUUUAUAGCUGAAAAAUGUCUCAAUUUAUUGAUAUUAGUCUUCGAUGUGUUAAGAAUUCAAAUAAGUUUUCAAUUCGUUGAGAAAACAAUUCAAUUGAUGCUUAAAUUAUUUUCAAGUCAUCGAUUGAGUGGUACGGCCUGUGAUCCCUUCCUCACAAAAGUGAUUCCAAAGUUCUUGAAAAUGUUGAUAUUUAUUGUUCAACAACCGGGAACUGUAUUCAAGUCACUAAUUCCCGGUAUGAUUAGCUUUGCUUUCGAUCAGAUCUGUCCCACAAUAGCCAGUGCUGACUGUCCAAAGUUGAAGAGAUAUUUAUAUGAAUUUCUAUUUCAACUACUUUUAAAUAAUUGGAAAUACUUUUAUCCAAAUAAUUCAAUCACAAGUAAUGCAUUUAAUUUAUCAACAAAUCAACAAAAGCCAGAAGUGCUGCAAAAUGGUGAAGCAUUUGUUCAUAUAAUGAAUAUCUUUGCCCAAUCAUUCCUCGAGAACGACAUAACUAUUUUCAAACAUAAUUUGGACGCCUUAGAGCUGCUCAACACACGACUCAAAUUAUAUCAAAAGGAGAUCUUCAGACAAACAAUGAUUAAAACAUUUUUAUCAAUAUUUAUACAAACAUUAGUCGAUAAAUCAUUGAAUUUACUUCAAGACGACAUUUAUAUCAUAGUUUAUAAUAUGGCUUCAGUUGAUUUCAAUCAUUUUUUCAAUCAAUUUAUUCCACAAUAUCUUUAUAACUGUCAAACACUGACUGAUAUUCAACGUAACAGUUUGGCGACCAAAUACUUGGAUCCCAACAGCAAAGACUUUCCAACUUUUGUCAAUAAUUUAAAUAUAUUUUUGAAUGAUUUAAGAUAUUUUAAAAAUGUUUCAUCGAUUGUGUGCAAUAGUUAG
Messenger RNA from Oppia nitens, 3728 nucleotides. It is a transcript of the gene ebo, whose product is annotated as exportin-6-A-like. NCBI's taxonomy places the organism in Eukaryota, Metazoa, Arthropoda, Arachnida, Sarcoptiformes, Oppiidae. Gene Ontology annotation, biological process: protein export from nucleus. Gene Ontology annotation, molecular function: nuclear export signal receptor activity; small GTPase binding. The coding region runs from base 309 to 3728 and encodes 1139 amino acids. The record is from RefSeq and is a predicted model, not a curated record. The transcript has 2 exons.